Messenger RNA from Prorocentrum cordatum, 1428 nucleotides. The record is from the annotation of a GenBank genome assembly. Lineage: Eukaryota; Dinophyceae; Prorocentrales; Prorocentraceae.
AUGCAGUGGACCAGCUCCGACAAGCUCUGCAGAGUGCGCAGCGACAAGUUGGAUGUAGAGACCCUUGGGCGGCGGGCCCGGGCGCAGCACCUUGCCCUCGGGCGGAUCCCCGCCGCCUCGGCAUCGUUCGGGCGUGAGCAUCGGCGUGCGAGCGACGGCAAGGUCGUGGGUCUCGGAGCAGAGGGGAAGUCGGUGUGCCUCGGCUUCGCUGUCGGCGAGUCCGGCAUCGGCAGCCUGCGGCACUGGCAGGCCUUCAGUUCCGAGAUGCUCUCGGCGAAGCAGGCGAAAGACUUGCUCGCUGGCCAGGUGUCGGAGCAGAUCGAAAAUCUGAUGACCUUCUCGGCCGCCUUGGCGUCUCAGCAGUACUUCACGGCCGUGCGGCGCGCGCUGGUCGACGAGUGGCCGCAGGCGCGGGGCUGCGCCGUGUGCGGCGAGGAGGACCUGCCGAGCAGGUCGCUCAUCGUCACGCCUUGCGGCCACUGCUUCUGCGCCCGCUGCCUCGCGGCGCCUGGGCCGCUGCGGCAGUCCUGCAAGGCCUGCGGCCAGCCCCUGAAGGAGGGCGACCUGGAGCCCCUGGCGCGGAGCCUGACGCAGGCCAAGGACCCCGAGCAGUUUCAGGGCAGCGGCGCCGCGGGGGACGAGGUCGAGGUGAGCGAGGGCAGCGCGGCGGAGCGCUCUGACGGCGGGCGCUUCCUGAAGCGGUUCGGCACCAAGCUCGCGGUGCUGGUGGAGAGGCUGCAGGGGCUGCGCACCGCGGACCCCACGGCCAAGUGCAUCCUCUUCGUGCAGUUCGACGACUUGAAGAUGCAGGUGGGCGCCGCUCUGCGCGAGGGGGGCAUCCCAACCGCGCAGCUCAAGGGCUCCGUGAGCCAGCGGGCCGCCAUCAUCCGCGACUACCAGGAGACAACCCCGAGUCGAAGAUCUUCGUGCUGCUGCUGUCGCUCGCCGAGUCCGCCUCCGGGACGAACCUCACAGCGGAGGCAGCCACGUGAUCUUCCUGCACCCCAUGCUGGCCGCGCGGCCAGAGCGGGCCGCGGCCCAGGAGCUCCAGGCCAUCGGCAGGGCGCGGCGGCACGGCCAGAAGCGCGAGACGCUCCACGUCUGGCGCUUCGUCACCGGGGGCACGCUGGAGGAGGCGUUCACCGCGCGGCACCUCUCGCGGCUGCUGGAGUACGAGGCGGAGAGCCGGGUCCGGGCCGAGACGCUGAAGAAGGACCGAUGCCGCGGAGAGGGCCGAGCGCGAGAAGAAGCCGGCGCCCAAGAAGCAGCGCAGGAGGGGGUACUGAGCGGCCGAGAGCCGGGCGGGCCCUGCAAUCCGCGCGCGGCGUCGACCGCCAGCUUGCCAGUCUCGGCCCCUUGCCGCAGCCCGUCCCCCCCUCCUCUGCCGUCAUCAUCGCCCUCAUCCUCGCCUUUCCGCUCCAAAUAUAA